This is a messenger RNA of Malus domestica (apple), 1018 nucleotides long. Its product is annotated as dirigent protein 18-like. NCBI's taxonomy places the organism in Eukaryota, Viridiplantae, Streptophyta, Magnoliopsida, Rosales, Rosaceae. The record is from RefSeq and is a predicted model, not a curated record.
UAUCAAGACCAACACAUGUUGCCAACCAUCGUACUUCCGCACGAAAACUUCAGCGUUCGAUCCUUAAUCCAGCAGAUACCAAAGUUUCAGGAUGUUAAAGCAGACAUUUUCGUCUAUUUCACCGUACUGCUGAUUGCAAACAUGCAGACAGCAAUACCACUUUUGGCUGCAGUUGAACCUGCAGCUGUUGGCAGCGAACCAGUUCUGGAAAUAUACAUGCAUGACAUUCUUGGAGGGAGUAGCCCUACGGCUAGGCCAAUCACUGGCUUGCUAGGCAAUAUAUACAGCAGUGAAGUGCCCUUUGCAAAGCCGAUAGGGUUCCUUCCUCCAGACGGUGGUGUGGCUAUCCCUAAUGCCAACGGUGCCAUUCCAACUGUGAAUGGCGCCAAUGGUCUCCCACUAGGAACCGGCUUAUCUGGUACAUCCUUCGCCGGAAAUCCUAAUGGUGAAAAGAAUGGCAAUACAGCUACCCAACUGGCACCAGACGGGUUGGGACUAGGCUUUGGGACAGUCACCGUUAUUGAUGACAUACUGACCUCUAGUCCCGAAUUGGGUUCACAGACAAUUGGGAAAGCUCAAGGAGUCUAUGUGGCAAGCUCUGCGGAUGGAUCAAGUCAGCUGAUGGCAUUUACGGCUAUGAUGGAAGGAGGGGAGUACAAUGAUAACCUCAACUUCUUCGGAGUGUACAAGAUUGGGAGUAGCAAGUCGCAACUGUCAGUGACUGGAGGGACAGGCAAAUUCAAGAAUGCCAAUGGAAUUGCAGAGUUGAAACCACUGAUUCCUCCAGGUCAACGAGCAACAGAUGGUGCAGAAACAUUGCUGAGGAUUACCGUUCACUUGAAGUACUGAGGAUGUCUGGUCUGUUGUCUGGAUUUGAAUGUGAUAUAUACAGUGUCUGUGAUUGUAUUAGCUACAGGUGUAUGUUGAGUAUCUCUAAAUUGUAAUCUUGUGUUUAACUGUUGUUGUAAAGUAUGGCAAUGCGGCAAUGCCUAAUGAAAGGGACCUAUUUCCGGUGAUC